This is a messenger RNA of Phoenix dactylifera (date palm), 1603 nucleotides long. RefSeq names its product U-box domain-containing protein 9-like. Gene Ontology annotation, molecular function: protein binding; ubiquitin-protein transferase activity. The record is from RefSeq and is a predicted model, not a curated record. Gene Ontology annotation, biological process: protein ubiquitination. NCBI's taxonomy places the organism in Eukaryota, Viridiplantae, Streptophyta, Magnoliopsida, Arecales, Arecaceae.
AAACCCUAACUUGAUCCAACCAAGAGAGAGAGAGAGAGAGAGGAGGAGAAGGAGGAGAGGGGGGAUGGCGAAAUUGGGGGCGGGGGAGGCGGCUGCGGCGGCGAAGAAGACUGGGGAGCUGAAGAGGGAGCUGAGGAGGCUGGUGAGAGCUAUCGCGGAGGACGACGACACCCAGAUCAAGACCUUCGACGAGGCGGCGCGGGCGCUCGCGGCGCUCCGGGAUGUCAAGUUCGGCGGCAACGGGAACUCCAAGGGGAAGCGGUCGCCGUCGCCGCUGUCGAAAGAGACGAAGAAGGACGGCAAGAUCGGAUCUCCGGAGAUCCCCCAGCACUUCUUGUGUCCGAUCUCCUCCGAGCUGAUGAGGGAUCCCGUGAUUCUGGCCUCCGGGCAGACCUAUGAGCGACCAUUCAUUCAGGAGUGGCUGAAUUCCGGGAACCGGACAUGCCCGCAGACCCAGCAGAUUCUCCCCAACACCACCCUGAUCCCCAACCAUGCGGUCCGAAGCAUGAUAUCUGAAUGGUGUGCGGAGCAUGGCAUUCCUCUGCCUGCAGUCGAGAGCCAGGAGGAAGGCCUGAUCACGAAAGAUGAGCGGGAUGCACUCAACGAGCUCCUCGACAAGAUCUCUUCAUCCUCCUCCAUCCCUGAGCAGAAGCAAGCGGUGAAGGAGCUCCGGCUUCUCACGAAGCGCAACCGGUCCUUCCGAGCCCUCCUAGGGGGGAAACCAGAUGCAAUCUCCCUACUGCUCUCGCUUCUCUCUGUGCCAGGCUUGGAUGGUGAUCCAGAGCUCCAAGAGGACACUGUGACCACGAUUCUGAAUCUGUCGAUCCAUGAUAGCAAUAAGAAGAUUGUUGGAGCCGACCCCCAAGCCAUCCCCUUGCUCAUUGAUGCGUUGAAGAAUGGAACCAUGGAGACUCGGGGCAACGCAGCUGCGGCCCUCUUCACCUUAUCGGCGCUCGAUUCCAACAAGCUUAAGAUUGGUGAAUCGGGAGCCAUCAAGCCACUUCUGGAGCUUCUGGAGCAAGGCUGCGAAACCGCCAGGACGGAUGCGGCGUCGGCCAUUUUUAACAUCUGCAUGGCCCCUGAGAACAGGAUGAGGGCGGUGAAGGAAGGGGCAGUGCAUGUCGUCUUGAAGGCCAUCGAGGAUCAAUCUCUCGUUGAUGGGCCGUUGGCUAUUCUUACUCUGCUAUCAGGUGACCCAGACGCCAUGGAGCAGAUUGCUGAGAGCGGAAUGCCUUGCUUGCUUGGCAUAAUGAGGGAGAGCGCCUGUGACCGGAACAAAGAGAAUGCGGUGGCGGCUCUGUUCUCCGUCUGCAUGCAUGAUCGGUUGAUGCUGAGGGAGGUUGGGAAGGAGGAGAAGUUGCAUGGGACGGUCUCUGCUCUGGCUCAGAAUGGCACUUCGAGGGCUCGUAGAAAGGCUGCUGGAAUUCUUGAGAGGCUGAAGAAGUCGACGCGCAGCCCGAAUUAUUCUUGUUAGAUGAGGAUUUAAUCGACGAGGGAAAUAAGAGGUGUAGAUCGUAAUGUAAAUAUUGCUUGCUUCUGUGACUCCAAUGGUUCAUAUAAAACUACAGUGUUACUAUACUGCUUCUCAUAGGAUUUAAUCAAA